AAACACGGCGUCGUGGGCACAUUUAUUUAUUUAUGAUUUAUAAAAUUAAAAUAUGGAGGAAAUUUGCCGCCUUUGCUGCUCAACGAAGUUCGUUAAUAACCAUAUUUUUGACGAGGAAAAUGCGUUAUUCAUAAAAAUGUCCUUAUACUUACCAAUCAAGCUACAUAAAGGAGAUCAGUUACCUCAGCGAGUAUGUGACAAGUGUAGUUGUAAAGUAAACGACUUUUAUCAAUUUUGCAACGAAGCUAUUGAGGCACAAAACAGGUUAAAAAUAAUAUAUGCAUACGAGAGCAAACAACCAGUAGAAUCUAUAGAUCUUACUAUUAUUAAAAAAGACCCAAGCUCCCCGCCUCUGCAUUGUGAUAAAAGCACACAGACAGCAGAAGAAAAAAGCAAUCUGUCUCUUCCCAGUAUUAAAGAGGAACCAAAACAGCACAGUCUGUCCAUAGUCAAACAGGAGUUAUCGGAUGAUGAUUUCUUGCCAGAUCUAAAUUCAGACAGCUCGAACAGUGAAGAUGAAGUUCUAAGUAAGAUAAAACAUAAUAAACAUUUACACAAUCCUAAAAAUAAGUCUCUCGCAAAUGGUAUCGCUUCUAAUGUAAAGAAAACAAAUAAAAUCCCAACAAAUGAUUGGACAAAAGGUUUCGCUGGGAAGUUGUUGGCAGAGAACAAUGUUAAUUUGUUACAAAGUGAUGGCCAAGUUAAUCUUAAUGUAGUCAAACAUGAGCUGUAUGAAGUGAAGCCGCAAGAUCUGGGUUUGGAUUUUAACGUCCUAGAUGAUAUCAGUCAAAAUGUAUUCUACUGCUGCAUAUGUUUCAUACAAAUGGAGAACAAAAUAGACAUGCUUAAUCAUUACAAGGUGCAUGUAAGCAAAGCGGAGUUACAAAUGGAACCCCCUCCAGCGCCACCUCUACCUGACGAACCACCAUUCCGUUGCACAAGGUGUAAAAAGAUAGUGGACAAAGGGAGCACAUGGGCGGCACACUGGAAGCGGCAUUGGGCACGAGACAACCGCCCCUAUCGCUGCACUCUGUGCGAGAAGACCUUCAGAGACCACAAGCAGAUCUUCAAACACGGUCUGACACACAAGGCCGGCGAGAGGACCAGCGCUGUGCAGAAUCGCUAUGUUUGCGAUACUUGUCCCGAGUCGUUUGUGUACAUGAAAUGUCUGCUAGCGCACCGCACGCGCGCUCACCCCGAAGCCGCAACCCGUCCGCUCCAACUACGCUGCACAGUGUGCGCUCGCGUGUUCGCACACAUUAACUCCCUGCGACGACACCAGAGGUCGCACACAGGGGAACGAAACCAUCUCUGCAAUGUUUGCGGCAAAGCGCUAUCGUCGAGAGAGCAUCUGAAGUUCCACAUACGUAUACAUACUGGAUACAAGCCCAAUGUGUGCGGGGUUUGCGGCAAAGGUUUCGUGAAGAAGUGCAACCUAACGCUACACGAGCGCGUGCACUCCGGCGAGAAGCCGCACGUGUGCUCGCACUGUGGCAAGGCCUUCUCGCAGCGGUCCACGCUCGUCAUACACGAGAGGUACCACAGCGGCGCGCGGCCGUACGUGUGCUCCGUGUGCGGGCGCGGGUUCGUCGCGAAGGGCCUGCUGUCCAUGCACCUCAAGACCGCCUGCGUCGACCACCCCCCACCCAUUGACAAGAUGAGUUCCAGAUCGUAAUUUAGUGAAGCUGUAGCCAAAUAUUGAGCAUAUCUGUGUUAUUGUUGUAUGAUAGUAGAUAAUGUGAAGGCUGGGACCACACUACCGGUAAAAGUAUGACUUCUGAAUAAAAUGCACAAACGCUAGUCGGUCCUAUGCCUUAUAAACGUAUCUAGUUAAGUUAUCACAAAAACUAGUAAAAAAAUAAUUCGGAUUGAAAGAGUCACAAAGGCCUCUGAUAUAAUACAUAUAAAAACCUACAAUCCUUGUCGGUCUGUUUUUAAAGC
Molecule: messenger RNA, 1941 nt
Organism: Aricia agestis (brown argus)
Lineage: Eukaryota; Metazoa; Arthropoda; Insecta; Lepidoptera; Lycaenidae
Product: zinc finger protein 41-like
Exons: 10
Coding region: 53-1675 (540 amino acids)
Biological process (GO): regulation of DNA-templated transcription
Cellular component (GO): nucleus
Molecular function (GO): zinc ion binding; DNA-binding transcription factor activity, RNA polymerase II-specific; RNA polymerase II cis-regulatory region sequence-specific DNA binding
Source: RefSeq, a predicted model, not a curated record